Molecule: messenger RNA, 3822 nt
Organism: Austrofundulus limnaeus
Lineage: Eukaryota; Metazoa; Chordata; Actinopteri; Cyprinodontiformes; Rivulidae
Gene: znf362b
Product: zinc finger protein 362b
Exons: 9
Coding region: 345-1664 (439 amino acids)
Biological process (GO): regulation of transcription by RNA polymerase II
Cellular component (GO): nucleus
Molecular function (GO): RNA polymerase II transcription regulatory region sequence-specific DNA binding; DNA-binding transcription factor activity, RNA polymerase II-specific
Source: RefSeq, a predicted model, not a curated record
UUCAGUCAGGCGCGCGUGUCCCAUAUACAACUGUGUGUUGUACUGAGUGAAAUGACUGAAAAGGAACUAACCAGACACGCCUUAAAAAUAACACCGUGAUGCACCAAAACUGUAACAACGUGGGUGAAAAAACGACAAAACAGUGAUCACAACAAGAACCCMGAGGAAAUAUGUGCCCCUUGUCUGUGCUCGUGUAGUGUAGCUUGACUGUACCGAGCCUGCAGCAGCACCCAGAAGUGAACGAGGCGACCCGGAAGCGGUGGUCCGACUGGAGGCAGACAGAACAUCAACCUUUUAUAUUAUAGCUGCACUCGCAAGACAAUAUCUGCAAGCGGGACACAAGGAUGGCAGAGCCUCGAUUUAACAACCCGUACUUCUGGCCACCGCCUCCAUCCAUGCCAAGCCAGCUGGAUAACCUGGUCCUCAUUAACAAGAUCAAGGAGCAGCUGAUGGCGGAGAAGAUCCGACCGCUGCACCUGCCGCCCACCUCCUCCCCGUCUCAGCAGUCRUUGCUCGUGCCUGCCUCGUCCCCGGACGGCGGCGCUCAGCACGGCAUGCCGAAGCCGCAGCAGGUGCCGGGCCACCACGCCACGCAGCCGCAGGGYUCCGGACAGCCGGACAUCGCUCUGCACGCUCGCCCCGCCUCCAGCUCUGGACCAGAUGGAAGUCUAGAUGACAAGGCAGCGGUGAAGGCCAAAGGAUUGUGGGAAGACUGGCACAUGAGACAGCUUAGUGAGCAAUCUGGCCGGGUCAACCAUCGCUCAGGUCUGGCCCCUUCAUCUCGACCUGACAACCACARCACCUCGGAGGCCCUGACCCCGACCACUCCGACGUCCAGCAGCCAGAACCGCCUGGGCGGUGCGCCCUCUGUGAACAUCAUCUCCGGGCUGGCCAGCGGCCCUGGAGUGGAUCAUAUGAAGGUCGGAGGCCUGGCAGGACUUUUGGGGCCCCCGCCGAAGGCACCUAGGGGACGGAAGAAGAUAAAAGCCGAAAACUCCUCGGGGCCUCUGCUCGUGGUGCCCUACCCCAUUCUAGCUGACCAAGGCUGUGUCACUGUGGCACCCAAAGAGGGCAAAACCUACAGAUGCAAAGUCUGCCCGCUCACCUUCCUAACCAAGUCUGAGAUGCAGAUUCACUCCAAGUCCCACACAGAGGCCAAACCCCACAAGUGUCCCCACUGCUCCAAGACGUUUGCCAAYGCCUCCUACCUGUCCCAGCACCUGCGCAUCCACCUUGGUAUCAAACCCUACCACUGCUCCUACUGCGAGAACUCCUUCCGCCAGCUGUCGCACCUGCAGCAGCACACCAGAAUCCACACUGGCGAUCGGCCUUAUAAAUGUGCUCACCCUGGAUGUGAAAAAGCUUUUACUCAGCUGUCUAACCUUCAGUCCCACCAGAGGCAGCACAAUAAAGACAAGCCGUAUAAAUGUCCCAACUGCUACCGUGCCUACUCAGACUCYGCGUCGCUGCAGAUCCACUUGUCAGCACACGCCAUCAAAAACGCUAAGGCCUACUGCUGCAGCAUGUGUGGCCGGGCAUACACCUCAGAGACCUACCUAAUGAAGCACAUGUCCAAACACACGGUGGUGGAACACCUAGUGAGCAACCAGUCCCCCCAGAGGACCGAGUCCCCCAGCAUCCCCAUCCGCAUCUCCCUCAUCUGAGCUCCCCAAACAGCGAGAUUUUUAGAGGUUUUUUUUCCGGAUUCUACACUUGGCCGGACCUCACGAGGACCCCCCGCACCUGCGGCCAUCUCCAUCAGACUUACAGUACGCUACCAUAGUGACAGCUGACAUUUUAACAUUCUGUGUUAGAUUCAGUCAACGGACGAUCUCCAUCCAUCUCAGGCCGUCCGUCAAAAGUGAGCACAGUGGUAUUUUUGUGAAUGUAACCGUGCAGCUUGAUGUUAUCUGGUGGCUCGAAGAAUGUCUGGCGUCAGAUUCAGUAAGCACUUUUGUAAGCCUCGUGUGCACCGUUGGAUGCGUCGGCCAUUAAUGUUUUAGAUUUAUUUUAUUUUAUUUUGCUUAGGUCUUUUCCCCUUUUUUCCAAUGAAUGAGUUUCCAAAAUAUAUUUUAGAUAUUUGCCCUUUUAAGAGUUGAGAGAAAUGGAAAAAAAAAAAGAGAAAGAAACAAAUGAAAGUUUUGCUGGGUGUAUUUCAAACACAUCCAAAGAAAAUCUUAAAGCACUUUUUUGGCCUUUUGGAUUUGACUCAAAUGGUUUUAAUCAUGUUAGGUGAAAAAUGCCAAAGGGCAUUGCUUGUGGCAGCUAAAAGUACAAAUAACAGUCUUUUUGCAUGACUUUCUUUGUUUUUUUUUGUUUGUUUGUUUUUUUACAUUUCUGCACAAGUGCUCAUUCACUGAAAUUUGAUAAAAGGCAAUCACUUGAUGACAAUUAAAAGUUUUUAAUGAUUGUAUUUUAAAAGCUGAAUUAUUGGUUUUACGAAGCCAAAAAUUACGUUGUUUUUUUUUUUUGUUAAAAACCUUCCACUUCAAAUUUGAGGGACUUCUAUAAWUCUGCCAAUCAUAAAAAACACUCCUAUGUUCCCUGUUUUUCUCUGUGAUCAGUGCCAUAUAUAAAYCUUUGAGCAUUUAAGGGGAAACUAGUUUUUCUAUUAGUUUAUGAUUCAAUCGAGCUUUUAUGGUUAUUUUUAAAGAAUUAGAAAAAUGUUUCAGAUGUUGACGUUUUUUAAACGUUGGUGCCAGCUCUUUCACUUCUUUUAGCCUUUUUUUUCUGAUAAGCUCAAAACACAGCUGAAAUUUAAAAAGAAAUUACUCGUGAGUGGGUGAUUCGGAAUCCAGCCACUGGACCAAAAUGUGAAGUUUUUGUACAGUUUUUCUAACCCAGUCAAGUUUGUUUUUUUUUAAAUCUCUAAUAAGCUUUACCCAUUUCGGAAUAAACUGCAGUAUAAAUCAGUAGGAUUAUGAGUGUUUGCGGAGGAUAAUCCUCAGCUUUUGUUUUGGUUGUUUUUUUUUUCUCUUUAGUAUUAUUUUUAUUGUACACAGUAUUUGUUGUAUUUUUACUGUAACUGUAAUCUGAAUGGUACUUCUAGGGUUCCCUGUGUUCUCCAGGGUGCUUCAGAAAAGGUGCAGCGGCUAGGUUCUGAGAUGGAACUGAGAAUAAUGUAAAAUACAUAUACAGUAUAUAGUAUGUUUUUGAAAAAACAAAAGAAUUAAAACCUAUUACUCAAGCCUCUGGCCUGGAAACAGACAUUUACUCCAAACAACAAACCCUGCCUCUUCAACUUAACUCUUUCUUUUGAGAGCAUAGUAAAAGUACACGCUGGUGUACUGUAAACUAUGUUGCUCUUGUAUCGCACCUGUUUCUAAGUUUCCAUCGACAUUUUCUGUUUGGAUUUUUGUAAAAGUUUAUAUAUAAAUUUUACUGUAAUUACUUUAGUCUACCUGUAUGUUUUUAUUAAUAUACAUGUUUUAUAUCAGUUAUUUACAUGUACGCCUUAACUGUUUAUCAUCCCAACUUCAUUACUGUGUUGUGUUCUGCAGUAUUCAGUCGUGUAAACACUUUUUUUGUUUAUUUUUCGUUUGUUUGUUUGUUUGUUUGUUUGAUCCGCAUGGAGUUAUUGAGCUGUAAUCUGUAUAAUUGUUUAACCCAUGUUCUCUAUUAAAAAAAAGAUAUUCUGUAGGAUUAUUACACUUUUUUUCUGUCUUGCAUUGAUGUUUCAUAUACAGUUUCUAGACAACUAAAUAUGCACAGCCCAGACUGAGAAGUCCAAUUAAGGUUAUCAAUGUUUAAAAAAAAAAGAAAUGGAAUAAAAAAAAAAAGCUUUGUAUCUUUACCUUGUUUAAUAAACAGACUGUUAAACUA